Messenger RNA from Phacochoerus africanus (Common warthog), 3609 nucleotides. It is a transcript of the gene RPGR, whose product is annotated as retinitis pigmentosa GTPase regulator. The transcript is spliced from 18 exons. Lineage: Eukaryota; Metazoa; Chordata; Mammalia; Artiodactyla; Suidae. The record is from RefSeq and is a predicted model, not a curated record. Gene Ontology annotation, biological process: visual perception; protein ubiquitination; ubiquitin-dependent protein catabolic process. Gene Ontology annotation, molecular function: ubiquitin protein ligase activity. Gene Ontology annotation, cellular component: photoreceptor outer segment. Bases 37 to 3204 code for a protein of 1055 amino acids.
GCUGUUUGUUGACUUCCGGGAACGCGGGUGUAGUUGAUGCCCCUAGAGUCGCCAUGGGGGCCCAGUGGGCUUCCGGGGCCCGUGUCAGGGCUGAGGCGCUGCCAUAGGCCCCACCGACUCGCCCCCACCGCUUUCCGGGCCCAGGCGCAGGAUCCUGAUAGCGCCCUCGUCAUGGGGGAACCUGAGGAGAUGGUGCCCGAAUCAGGUGCUGUGUUUACGUUUGGAAAAACUAAAUUUGCCGAAAACAUUGCUAGCAAAUUCUGGUUUAAAAAUGAUAUACCUGUAUCUCUUUCCUGUGGAGAUGAACAUACUGCUAUUAUUACAGGAAAUAAUAAACUUUUCAUGUUUGGCAGUAACAACUGGGGCCAGUUAGGAUUAGGAUCAAAAUCAACUGUUGAGAAGCCAACAUGUGUCAAAGCUUUAAAACCAGAAAAAGUGAAAUUUGCUGCCUGUGGAAGAAACCAUACCCUAAUUUCAACAGAAGGAGGCAAAGUUUAUGCAGCUGGAGGAAAUAAUGAAGGACAGCUGGGACUUGGUGACACUGAAGAGAGAAACACUUUUCAUGUAAUUAAUUUUUUUACAUCCCAGCAUAAGAUUAAACAACUCUCUGCUGGGUCUAACACUUCAGCUGCACUGACUGAGGACGGAGAGCUUUUUAUGUGGGGUGACAAUUCUGAAGGGCAAAUUGGUUUACAAAAUAUGACUAGUAUAUGUGUCCCUCAUCAAGUGACCAUUGGAAAACCUAUCUCCUGGAUCUCUUGUGGAUAUUACCAUUCAGCUUUUGUAACAACGGAGGGAGAACUGUACACCUUUGGUGAACCAGAGUGUGGGAAGUUAGGUCUUCCCAGAAAGCUGCUUGUCAAUCACAGAGUGCCCCAGCUGGUGCCAGGGAUUCCUGAGAAGGUGCUCCAAGUAGCUUGUGGCGGUGGGCACACGGUUGCCCUCACAGAGAACGCUGUGUAUGCCUUUGGGCUGGGACAGUUUGGUCAACUGGGUCUUGGUACUUUUAUUUUUGAAACUUCAGAACCCAAAGUCAUUGAUAAUAUUAAGGAUCAGAAAAUAAGUUACAUUUCCUGUGGAGAAAAUCACACAGCUUUGAUAACAGAUUUAGGCCUUAUGUAUACUUUUGGAGAUGGUCGACAUGGAAAAUUAGGACUUGGACUGGAGAAUUUUACCAAUCAGUUCAUUCCCACUUUGUGUUCUAAUUUUUUGAGGUUUAUAGUUCAGUUGGUUGCCUGUGGUGGAUGUCACAUGCUCGUUUUUGCCACUCCACGUCUUGACAUGGCAGAUGACAUUGAGUUGGAUGAAAUAAAUGAUUGUUGCUCAGCCUCAGCAACAUCUCUGCCCAUCAGUGAUCUGAACUCAGGAAAUGUGCUGCAUAGAUCUUUAUCCGCACGUGUGCGUCGAAGAGAGCGGGAGAAAUCCCCAGACUCCAUUCGAAUGACGGAAACACUACCUCCAAUUGAAGGGACUCUCGUUCCACCCGUUAGCUUUUCUACUCCUUCCGUUCCUUUCUGUAUGUCCACAACUAAUCUGCUAGAGAAAAUGAUGCCUGAAAAGAAGGACCCCACGGAGCCCAUGGAACCAGAUUAUUUUCAACAUAAAAUGACCGAAGAGAAAGAGACAGAUAAUUUUUCAGCAGAGGAUUCAGAAAGCCUUGGGAAAACUACUGAUGUCUUAAAUAUGACACAUAUGAUGAACCUGAAUUCCAAUGAAAAAUUUAAAUUAUCGCCAAUUCAAAAACAAAAGAACCAAGAAACAAUUGAGAAGCUGACGCAGCAUACAGCUUAUACUGAAAAUGUUGGUAGUAAUGAAUGUGAAAGUGAAGAGAUAUCCCCAAAAAUGAACGAAGGGAGAGCAUAUAAACAACUUUUGGCACAAGGAGUGUACGUGAUGCAAGCAGCUAUGACUAUGGAUGCAUUUGCAGAUGAGGACAUAGGUAGUGACUCAGGCCAACGUAAGCCUCAGGCCGACGCCAGUGGUGCAGAGACUUCACAAAAAGGGAUAUUUAGAUGUGAAAAUAAACCUGGUGUCUAUCCUCUUAGUAGUGAGGAAAUAGAAAAGGAAAAUGAUGGAGGACAAAAUCAGAAGGAUUCAGAAGCAGAAGAAAUAGUCUCUGAGAAGGAAACUGAUCUGGCGAAAAUGACAGAUCCGAAGGAAGUAAGAGAAAGUGAAGAGCAUAGACAAAAUGUUGAUACAUUCUUUGACAACUUACCAAAUAGAGACAUGAAUAUUGAGGAUGAAGAAAAUGAAAAAUUUGUUAAGGAAAGUAAAAGGAACAAGCAAGAUAUGAGCUUUGACAGUGAAAGAGAAUCUGUAGAGGAGCCAGACAGUUACUUGGAAGGUGAGAGUGCAAGUCAGCAGGGCACAGCUGAUGGAUUCGAGCAGCCCGAGUCAAUAGAAUUUAGCAAUGGAGAGAAAGAGGAUGAUGAAGUGGAAACUGACCAAAACUUGUGGUAUAGCAGAAAAUGUAUUGAACAAAGCCAUGAGGAAGAGACUGAACCCACAAUGCCCAAAUUUAUGGCAAAAUAUGAUUUUAAGUGUGACCACUUGUCAGAGAUCCCAGAGGAGCAGGAAGAAGAAGCUGACUUGGAGGGAAAUGGAGUAGAGGAGCAAGAGAGAGAGGCAAAUGAGGAGGAGGAAGCAGAACUCCUGUCAGAUGACCUUUCAGACAGACCAGAGGAUCAGGAAUUUUCAGAACAUGAAGAAUCAGAAGACGUGGAUGAGGAAACGGAGGACUGUCUAGAAGACAAGAAGAAAGCCAUAGGAGAUAAUAAAAGUGCUCCUAAAGACGACCACAGUGAAACCCCCAACAGAUCAAUUAAAAAGGUAUUGACAGCCAUUGAAAAGGGCCAAAACGCCAACCAAGAGGAACGGGCCAUUCAUGAAUACAAUGAAAAUCCAAAAGGACACACACAUGAUAGUGCAAAGAGCAUUUCUUCAGAAAUCCUGGAAGAUAGUGAAUCAACGCCAAGUAAAGACAUGAAAAAAUCGACGAAGGUUUUCCUCUUUAAAAGGAUGUCCUUGACAAGUCAGAAAAGUAUGGAGAAUAUUGAGCCACUCCCAGAAAUAAAACCAGUAGGAGAUCAAAUAGCUUUUAAAAGAAAUAAGAAAGAUGCCAGCCAGAACCACAUGGGGCAAAAUCAUCAGGAUACCUCACCCCCAAAUAUGGCGAGAAGGUCAAAAUCUUGUACAGUACUAUGAAUGUAUAUUUAUGCUUUCCUGAUCACCAAGCACAUCGUAAUUUAUACUUGAAAAACGUUUGCGUUCUGAAGGAAAGUUUCUGAUAACAAGCUUAAUAAGCUUUUAAUGAUAUAACUUAAUAAUAUGUUUUAUUUGGUUUGAAUAUUACGACCUGUUUUGAUAUUUAUUUAAAUGCUCAUAUUUUUGACAAGCAAUUUCAAAAUAUGUAUAUCUCAAACUCUCCUUCAAGUGUUGUGGCCUUAACUGUUCAGUGUUGCAAUAUAAAAUAUAUUUUUAUAUGUGAAAGUUAAAUUAAGAUAUUUCAUCAUUUUUACUAAACAGUUUUACUUCUUUAUAAUUUCAUAAGGCAAUAUUUGCAGUCUCAUAACACUGUAACAGUUUUUAAUGUAUUUGCAAUUUUCAAAA